AUGCAGGACGACGCAAUGCUCAGCAACGCAGGCCUCCACGUAAUAACACCACGCCAAGUCGUCAAUCUGGACUUUGAAGCCCGCGUCCCCGUGCCCUUUAGCAUCUUCCCGUCGACGUACAAGAACGGCGAGUCCCAGACACAGACCGAGACUCACCAGCAGGUUGACAUCAACCUUCCUCCUCAGCAGCAACACGCCGGACGGGAAGGCCAGCACAACACUUACUCUUCCGAGGAGCAGAUCCGCAUUACUCGCGAAGAAGACUCCCGCCGCCGUCCCGGUUUCCAGCACACCGAGACUACCUACGUCGAGCAAGACUGCUACCCCGGUCGCAACGACUUCAGAGACACUCGUGUAGAGGUUGACGCCCGUCAGUACCCCUACGACAACGCCAUCGACAUCGCCGAGCGCGAGUACCGUCAGCGUUUCCAGUCCGCCAACCAGCAGGACUACGCCGAGCCCCGCUACAACCAGCCCCAGGACAGCGUCUGCGUCGAGCAGUUCACCACCGAGGACCACCGCGCCCCCUACACCUCCACCCAGCACAACAUCCGCGUCUCCGAGACCGUUGAGCAGCCUUCCAAGAAGAUGGGUUACUACGACGACGACGGCCACUACCACUCCUUCCGCCAGGGCCUCCACAACCUGGCGGACCGCAUUGUCCACCCUCACCGGGAGCACAUUGACGUCGAGAUCCGCGAGAGCCACGGCCCUGCCCCAGCUCCCCGCCGCGAGAGCAAUGGCGAGCGCCGCCUCCCUAACACCGUCAGCAUCCCCUGCCACCACAUCCGCAUUGGCGACUUUGUCAUGCUCCAAGGCCGUGCCUGCCAGGUCAUCCGCAUCUCCACCUCGGCUGCUACGGGUCAGUACCGCUACCUCGGUGUCGACCUCUUCACCCGCCAGCUGCACGAGGAGUCGUCGUUUGUCUCCAACCCCGCCCCUAGCGUCGUUGUCCAGACCAUGCUCGGUCCCGUCUUCAAGCAGUACCGCGUUUUGGACAUGCAGGACGGCCAUGUCGUUGCCAUGACUGAGUCGGGCGACGUCAAGCAGCGUCUGCCUGUCGUGGACCAGUCCAACCUCUGGGCUCGUCUGCGCAACGCCUUUGAGUCUGGCCGCGGCUCCGUUCGCGCCCUUGUCCUUAGCGAUAACGGCCGCGAGCUCGCUGUCGACAUGAAGGUCAUUCACGGCUCUCGCCUGUAA
Molecule: messenger RNA, 1200 nt
Organism: [Torrubiella] hemipterigena
Lineage: Eukaryota; Fungi; Ascomycota; Sordariomycetes; Hypocreales; Clavicipitaceae
Source: the annotation of a GenBank genome assembly